AUGGAGAGCAUUGCUCAGAAAUGGAGAGCUUUGAGUGGCGAUGAGAACUGGGAAGGGUUACUGGAUCCUUUGGAUUCUCAUCUUCGCCACUACCUCAUUCACUAUGGUUCAAUGAUUGGAGCAGUAUACGACUCCUUCAUCAGUGAACCAACUUCUAAGUAUGCCGGGCUAAGCCGCUACGCCAGCAAAAACCUCCUUGAAGCGACUGGGCUUGAGAAAGCAAAUCCUUUCAAGUACGAUAUCACCAAGUACUUUUAUACUCCUUCAAGUAUGAUCGGCGGAGGACAAGGAGGAUAUCUUGUCCAAUCAGUACGAGAAGACGCAGUGAUGAAAGGGUCAAAUUGGGGUGGAUAUGUUGCUGUAGCCACUGACAAGGGGAAGGAGGUUUUGGGACGGAGAGACAUUCUGGUCGUUUGGAGGGGAACAGAAACCACGGCGGAGUGGAUUGAGGAUUUCAGAAUCCACAUGGUCAAACCUCAGAUCAUCUUUCCCCAGGAUAAUGGUUCCCUCGUCCAUAGAGGUUGGUACAAAAUGUAUACCUCUACCAAUAAAGAUUCAGAGCUCAACAGUAAGAGUGCCAGGGACCAGGUUCGAGAAGAAGUUUUCAGGCUACUUGAUCUGUACAAGAACGAGGAAGUGAGCAUAACUGUGACAGGACACAGCCUGGGCGCAUCACUGGCAACACUAAAUGCAGUUGACCUAGCUGCCAAUCCACUCAAUAACACUAACACCGAUGUUCUCGUCACAGCAUUCUUGUUCGCAAGCCCCAAAGUGGGAAACGAGAGUUUCAAGAAGGCUUUUUCCCAGCUGAAAAACCUCCGAGCUCUGCGUGUCGUCAACUAUGGGGAUCUUGUGCCAAAUGUGCCAUACUUGGCUGUUGAAGCCGGCACUGUUUUUCCCCUCAUACGCUACCAUGACGUGGGAGUCAAAUUUGAUAUAAACGCUUCAAAAUCAGACUAUUUACAGCCGCCUAAAAUGAAGAAGAUCUUAACGUGGCAUGGUCUGAUGAUUUACCUGCAUGGAAUCGAUGGGUUUCAAGGGCCAAAUGGAGGAUUUGAACCGCAAGGAUUUUUUGAUAUCGCUCUAGUCAACAAGUAUGGAAACAUGCUGAAAGUUGAGAAAUGCCAGGUUCCAACCAAAUGGUGGGCUGAAAAAAACAAAGGAAUGGUUCAGAAAGAUGAUGGUAAGUGGAUUCUUGAUGAUCACGACGACGCAGAGGAUGUUGUGUGUGCAUAA
Molecule: messenger RNA, 1236 nt
Organism: Ipomoea nil (Japanese morning glory)
Lineage: Eukaryota; Viridiplantae; Streptophyta; Magnoliopsida; Solanales; Convolvulaceae
Product: phospholipase A1-II 1-like
Exons: 3
Coding region: 1-1236 (411 amino acids)
Biological process (GO): lipid metabolic process
Molecular function (GO): glycerophospholipid phospholipase A1 activity
Source: RefSeq, a predicted model, not a curated record